This is a messenger RNA of Drosophila grimshawi, 1057 nucleotides long. Its product is annotated as eukaryotic translation initiation factor 4E1. The record is from RefSeq and is a predicted model, not a curated record. Gene Ontology annotation, cellular component: eukaryotic translation initiation factor 4F complex; cytoplasm. NCBI's taxonomy places the organism in Eukaryota, Metazoa, Arthropoda, Insecta, Diptera, Drosophilidae. Gene Ontology annotation, molecular function: translation initiation factor activity; RNA 7-methylguanosine cap binding. The transcript has 2 exons. Gene Ontology annotation, biological process: translational initiation. The coding region runs from base 79 to 903 and encodes 274 amino acids.
GAUUUAAACAUUCAUUGUGCAAAUUUCAGAGUAACUAUUCGAUAUUGUUUGAUUAUUUGUAUUUUCGCAGAGUGAAAAAUGUUUUGUGGUCUUCGGUUAAUUUUUAAAAGCAAAAAAAAUGCAGUUAAACGCAACAAAGUAAACACAGAAGCCACCAAUAAGCCUUCAGCAGUUUUAGCUGCUGAUCAAGUUUUAGUACCAGAAAAACCAGCUAUAAAUGAGUAUCCAGAUGGUAAAACUUCGGCUAAUUUUACAGAUUUAGCUGCUGAUAAAGAGUCAGCCGUUGCUUUAGCUGAAGCUGGAGUAACAAACAAGUUUGGAUUGAUGCCAUAUGAUUAUAAUUCGGUUGCACCGCUGUUCAAGCAUCCAUCGCAAAAUAUAUGGAAACUGUGGUAUUUCUAUUAUGAUCGCACCAAGGCCUGGCCGGACAUGCAAAAUGAAAUCACUAGCGUUGCCACAGUCGAAGACUUUUGGGAGGUAUAUAAUCAUAUCAAGCUGCCGUCAGAGAUCAAAUUGGGUUGCGAUUAUUCGCUCUUCAAGAGCAACAUACGCCCCAUGUGGGAGGAUGCUGCCAAUAAGUAUGGCGGUCGCUGGGUUCUCACUCUCCAUAAGGAACGCACAGACGAUUUGGAUAUCCUUUGGGAAAAUGUGAUGUUAUGCUUGAUUGGCGAAGUAUUCGAUUAUAUGGAUGAAAUAUGCGGCGCUGUUGUCAGCAUACGUGGACAGACUAACAAGAUAUCCAUCUGGACAUCGAACGGAUACAAUAAGGACACUGUUCUGGCAAUUGGACACAAGAUACUUCAAACUUUAUGCCUGGGUCAGAAGAACAUGAUGCAUUAUCAGUUGCAUAAGCAUUCGAUGGCCAAGCAUGGUUCCCAUAUUCUGGCCACCUACACUCUGUAAAUGCCUUGGAACCAUUCUUCCAAAAUUACGAAACAAUUUGCUUUGCUAUUGUUUCUGUGUAUUAUCGAGAUCGGUCUUUGAAUGAUUGUUGUAUAGUAAGAUCUGUGUUAAUAAAAAUUGCUAACACAUUGUUCCAUGGGAUAAUAAACGAAUU